This is a messenger RNA of Miscanthus lutarioriparius, 1008 nucleotides long. The record is from the annotation of a GenBank genome assembly. NCBI's taxonomy places the organism in Eukaryota, Viridiplantae, Streptophyta, Magnoliopsida, Poales, Poaceae.
AUGAGCAGCAACCCGGACAUCGUGUACACGGACAGGUCCGGUCGCCGGAACCCUGAGUACAUCUCUCUCGGCUGCGACUCACUGCCGGUGCUCAAGGGCCGGACCCCCAUCCAGGUCUACACCGACUACAUGCGCAGCUUCCGCGAGAGGUUCCGUGACUACCUCGGCAAUGUCAUCGCGGAGAUCCAAGUGGGCAUGGGUCCUUGUGGAGAGCUGAGGUAUCCUUCAUACCCUGAGGCCAACGGAACAUGGCGUUUCCCGGGCAUUGGCGAGUUCCAAUGCUAUGACAAGUACAUGCAGGCAUCGCUGGAAGCCGCAGCCGUGGCGGCGGGCCACGAGGAGUGGGGGAGGGGCGGACCGCACGACGCCGGGGAGUACAAGCAGAUGCCCAACGACACAGGCUUCUUCCGGCGCGACGGCACGUGGAGCACUGAGUACGGGCAUUUCUUCCUGGAGUGGUACUCGGGCAUGCUCCUGGAGCACGGUGACCGCGUCCUGGCCGCGGCCGAGGCCAUGUUCGGCGGCACGGGCGCAACGCUCUCCGCCAAGGUCGCUGGCAUCCACUGGCACUACCGGACCCGGUCCCACGCCGCGGAGCUCACGGCCGGGUACUAUAACACGCGGUUCCACGACGGGUACGCGCCGAUCGCGCGCAUGCUGGCCAAGCGCGGCGCCGUCAAGGCCGCGGCCAGCAAAGCCGGGGUGGAGCUCGCCGGCGAGAACGCGCUGGAGCGGUACGACGAGGCGGCGUUCUCGCAGGUGACGUCGACGGCGCGCGGUGCGGGCCUGGCCGCGUUCACGUACCUGCGCAUGAACAAGACGCUCUUCGACGGCGACAACUGGCGGCAGUUCGUGUCCUUCGUCAGGGCCAUGGCCGACGGCGGCGCAAGGCCGGCGCUGCCGCGGUGUGACACGGGGCACUCGGACCUGUACGUCGGGUUCGUCGACGCCGCCAAGGGGAGGAAGGCGCCGGAGGCCGAGGGCGCCGCCACCGCCGCGGCACUGUAG